CCAAGUAUAUGCUUCUAUCAUUCCUGACGCUCCAGGUGCAGAAUCACAUCCCAUGACCAAGAAAUUAGCAGAAAAAGUUAGUGAUUUUGUUGAUCAAUACAUUGAGGCCAUGGAGAAGGAUGAACUAAAGAAAGGAUUGAAGACUGCAAUGACGAUUUCUAGUGAAGGGAACGCAUAUUUGCAAGAUGGAGAUGGUCGCUGGUCAGUCGAGGUCGUGCGUCCGUCGUCACUGGAGAUGGUCAUUGGUCCGUCGUCAUUGGUGAUGUCGCUGAAACCUGCUCUCUGGUCUCUCAGAGGAAGGAGUCGAAAACCUUAGAAUGGAGAUGGCCGCUGCUCCAUCGAGGUCACAUGAAACUCGUCGCUGCCUCAUCGUCGUUGAUCGAGGUCGCAGGAAGAUCUAGGUCGGCAAUAGGAUAUACGCUAGAAUGGAGGUGGAAGUGAUGGAAGGGAAGCCGUGUAUUGGUUGAAAAGGGUAAGGGGAUUUGGGAUUCCUCAGAACUAGGUCGGGUAUGGAAGAGGUAACGCCUAAUCAGUUUGGUUUUGGAUUAAGGUUAAAUUGAACCAAUUAAUACAAGGGAAAAUUACAAGAUUACUCAAAAUUAGGUUUUCAUUUACAAAAUUACCCACUUGAAGUUUGUGAUAACUGAAUUGCCCAACUCAA
This is a messenger RNA of Macadamia integrifolia, 661 nucleotides long. RefSeq names its product methionine--tRNA ligase, cytoplasmic-like. The coding region runs from base 53 to 316 and encodes 87 amino acids. The record is from RefSeq and is a predicted model, not a curated record. The transcript has 3 exons. Gene Ontology annotation, molecular function: aminoacyl-tRNA ligase activity; ATP binding. Lineage: Eukaryota; Viridiplantae; Streptophyta; Magnoliopsida; Proteales; Proteaceae. Gene Ontology annotation, biological process: tRNA aminoacylation for protein translation.